Molecule: messenger RNA, 1004 nt
Organism: Orycteropus afer afer
Lineage: Eukaryota; Metazoa; Chordata; Mammalia; Tubulidentata; Orycteropodidae
Gene: NME9
Product: NME/NM23 family member 9
Biological process (GO): CTP biosynthetic process; UTP biosynthetic process; GTP biosynthetic process
Molecular function (GO): nucleoside diphosphate kinase activity
Source: RefSeq, a predicted model, not a curated record
GCUUUUGUCUUUGCAGAGCCAUGGGCAGCAAGAAGAAGGAAAUUGCCCUGCAGGUCAACAUCAGCACCCAGGAGCUUUGGGAGGAAAUGCUCAGUUCCAAAGGACUAACUGUUGUGGACGUCUAUCAAGGCUGGUGUGGCCCCUGCAAACCUGUGGUGAGCCUCUUCCAGAAGAUGAGGAUCGAGGCCGGCCUGGACCUCCUGCAUUUUGCAUUAGCAGAGGCAGAUUGUCUUGAUGUCCUUGAAAAAUACCGAGGGAAGUGUGAGCCGACUUUUCUGUUUUAUGCGGGUGGAGAACUGGUGGCUGUGGUUAGAGGGGCAAACGCCCCACUGCUGCAGAAAACCAUCCUUGACCAGCUGGCGGCGGAGGAGCGGGUGCUGACUGAAGGCAAAGAACGGAAAGUGAUCAGAGAUGAGGCUCUCACUGAUGAGGAUGAAUGUUUACUCCAUGAAAAGGACGAUGGUGAAGAUGAAGAUGUGGUUUCAUCGGGAAAGACUUGUACCUUGGCCAUCAUUAAACCAGAUGCAGUGGUACAUGGCAACACUGAUGAGAUCAUUAUGAAGAUCCAAGAAGCUGGGUUUGACAUUUUAACCAAUGAAGAGAGAACCAUGACAGAGGCAGAAAUGCGGCUCUUCUACCAGCAUAGAGCUGGAGAGGAAGGAUUUGAGAAGCUGAUACAUCACAUGUGCAGUGGGCCAAGCCAUCUCCUGGUCCUCACGAGGACCGAGGGUGCUGAGGAUGUGGUCACCGCCUGGCGAACCCUCAUGGGGCCCUGUGACCCCAAUGUGGCCAGGAGGGAGCAACCUGACAGUCUCCGUGCUCAGUAUGGCACAGAAAUGCCCUUCAACGCCGUCCACGGAAGCAGAGACAGAGAAGACGCCGACAGGGAACUGGCACUGCUCUUCUCCAGCUUCAAGUUUUCAGACAAAGGGACAGAAGCCCCUCAGGGUAACCAGGCCCAAGGGGCGGCGGGCCCUGCCGAGUCACCAGGCUCCAUGGACUGA